Molecule: messenger RNA, 771 nt
Organism: Ustilaginoidea virens
Lineage: Eukaryota; Fungi; Ascomycota; Sordariomycetes; Hypocreales; Clavicipitaceae
Exons: 2
Coding region: 1-771 (256 amino acids)
Biological process (GO): ubiquinone biosynthetic process
Cellular component (GO): mitochondrial inner membrane
Molecular function (GO): 3-demethoxyubiquinol 3-hydroxylase activity
Source: RefSeq, a predicted model, not a curated record
AUGCCUCCCACGCGGUGUCUAGAGCCCCCCGUCCGGGCCCUCGCCCUGAGGAACCCUCUGUACGCGCAAGCCCGUCGCUCACUAUCCACAAAACCAAGCCCAUCAUCAUCAUCAUCAUCAUCAUCAUCAUCAUCGCAAGCCUCUUCCUCCAAGACGUCCCCUCACAGCACCACCAAUGGCGGCGCCAAACAGCGAAAGCCGUUGACGCAGGAACAACGAGACUUUCUCUCCUCUGCCCUUCGCGUCAACCAAGCCGGCGAGCUCGCAGCCACCCUCAUAUACAAAGCCCAAACCCCCCCGAUUGUGAAAAGACACCCGCACCUCCGAACCCUCAUGGCCCACAUGUACGAGCAGGAAGCCGGCCACCUCGGAACCUUCAACCAUCUCAUUCGCAAGCACCGCGUCCGCCCGACUGCUCUCUACCCCCUUUGGUCUGUCCUCGCCACGGGCUUGGGCUGGUCCACGGCCCUCAUGGGUCGCGAGGCUGCCAUGGCUUGCACGGAAGCAGUGGAAACGGAAAUAGGGGAGCAUUACAACAAUCAGAUUCGUGACAUGCUGGCCAUGAUGUCUCAAUGGCAGGAGGAGGGGUACCAAGUAAGUGACGAGAUUCGCGAUUUGGUCAACACGUUGAGGAGGAUACGGGACGAGGAGCUGGAGCAUCUGGAUCAUGCCGUGGACAACGAUGCCAAGAAGGCAGAACCGCACUGGUUGUUGACGGGCGUGAUUAGGGCUGGCUGCAGAGGUGCUAUUUGGGUCAGCGAGCGAGUCUGA